AGUUUUAGAUUGCUCAGUAUUCCUGUUGAAUAUUCUAUUUUGGAUUAACAAGUUCCCUGAAGAGUGUCUUCAUAACGGGUUCUUUCUUUCCUAGGGGAGCCCAAUGAAGAUGAAAUAUCUUUAUCUCAUUACAGUAAAGGUCCUAUUUAUGCCAUUGCCAAGGCACCUCUGCUUCAGGAAGGAAAAGGUUACGCUGCAAAGACUUUGUUCUUAGGUAAACGGUGGCAUAAUGAAAGAGAUCCAUUUUUAAUGAAAACAUCAAGACGUCCAGUUCCAGUAGCGAUAUGUACUUUUGGAUCCAUCUGAAAUACAGAGCAGAGAAAUAGACAAGGACUUGGUCCUAAAUGCCUGAGUUGCAGGAUGAACACAGAAGAGAAGAAUCAAACCAUAUUUGCUGGAUUCAUCCUCCUGGGUUUCUCCUCCUCACCAGACCACCAAGGUUUUCUCUUUCCCAUCUUCCUCUGUAUGUACCUGCUUUGUCUGCUAGGAAACCUCUUGAUAAUCCUGCUGAUCUUUUCCAGUACCAAUCUCCUCCAAGCUCCCAUGUAUUUCUUCCUCUGUCACUUGUCACUGGCUGACCUUGGAUUUAGUUCUGCUGCAGUGCCUAAAUUGCUAUACAACUUAGCGAUCGAGACAAAAACAAUAUCUCAUAAUGGUUGCCUGACACAGAUGUAUUUCUUUCUGAGUUUUGGUGCCACAGAUAACUUUCUCCUGGCCUCCAUGGCGUAUGACCGCUAUGUAGCCAUCUGCCACGCCUUGCACUAUGCCAGGAUUAUGAGCUUCAAGUGCUGCCUUCUGUUGGCUGCUGGCUGCUGGCUACUAGCUCAUUCCCAUGCCUUGUUAUACACCCUGUUGUUCUCUAAUUUUACCUUCUGUGCUUCCCGAGAAAUCCCCCAUUUUUUCUGUGACCUCCACCCUUUAUUGAAAAUCUCUUGUUCCGACACCUCCAUUGUUGAUAAGCUUCUUGUCAGCGAAGGGACAGCACUUGCCCUUGGGCCUCUGCUUCUCAUUCUUUUCUCUUACGUCUUCAUUGUCCUGAAGGUGGUGAAGCUUCCAUCUAAGUCCAAAAAGUACAAAGCUUUCUCUACUUGCAGUGCCCACCUCACCACCGUGGCUUUGUUCUAUGGCACGGUGAUAGGCACCUACCUCCGCCCAUCAUCUUCCUAUUCUGUCUCGAGGCUGAGAGUGGCAUCAAUAUUCUAUACAGUAGUCACCCCUAUGCUCAAUCCUUUCAUAUACAGCCUGAGGAACAGCGAGAUGCAUGCAGCCAUCAAGAGACUGCGGAAUAAA
Molecule: messenger RNA, 1290 nt
Organism: Pantherophis guttatus
Lineage: Eukaryota; Metazoa; Chordata; Lepidosauria; Squamata; Colubridae
Source: RefSeq, a predicted model, not a curated record